Molecule: messenger RNA, 6375 nt
Organism: Exophiala aquamarina CBS 119918
Lineage: Eukaryota; Fungi; Ascomycota; Eurotiomycetes; Chaetothyriales; Herpotrichiellaceae
Exons: 1
Coding region: 1-6375 (2124 amino acids)
Biological process (GO): calcium ion import across plasma membrane
Cellular component (GO): voltage-gated calcium channel complex; membrane
Molecular function (GO): calcium ion binding; high voltage-gated calcium channel activity
Source: RefSeq, a predicted model, not a curated record
AUGUCCUUCCACGAUAGAUCUCCGCCAAAAGCCACCACGCCGCAGUCAAUACCUCUACAAGACUUAGCCAGACCCCCCGACAACGACUCGCCUUCGGAAGGACAAGACCAGCAUGGAGGCGGUAUUAUCGGCCAUUUCCAUCGCCAUAGUCGUACGAGGUCACUGUUGACCGGCCGCCGAACCCCGGACUAUUCACGAUUGGACGAGGAGUCUCCCACAAGAGCUGGACAAGCAUAUCAAUCUGGUCGGGCUUCUCGCGGAGGACCUCGUUAUAGCGACCAUUCCCCCGUCGAAGAUCUGGAUGGCUUCGCCGCUGCCACCGUUGGCCUAGCUUUCGGUCCACCUUCGACCCCUCCGAAUGCUGCUUUACCUCGCCCGACCAUUAUCACCACCCCAGCAGAUGGAGAUUCUGGCGAAGUCGAGAACCUGUUUUCUCCUCCUGACUCAGACACAACACCCCUAACCGAAGGGCGAAAGUUGCACUCCUCACUUCAAACUUCCAGUUCACUCUCGAGAGGGCAGCGGCACGACAGAUCAGGAAGGGGGUCUGCUGUCCAUUGGAACGAUGGAGCAUCGCCAUCUCUGCAACCGAGUCGCAUGUCACGUCUUGGGGACAAUCUCCCCAGUCUCAAUACCGGUCUUGGUGUGCAGCGGAAGAUGAGCAGUGCCAGUGGCAUUCGUCGUCUCAGUUCCACUCGCGAUCUCUCGGCCGAACGUUCUCGGUCCUUAUCACCCUCCCCCUCUCCAAUGGCUCGAGCAAAUUCUAUUCUUCGUGGCAUCUCUCAGCGUGUUGUGAAUCUGAGUAACGAUUCAGAAAUUGUGGAGCAAAGUAUCCGACGUAAGCCAUCUGUUCGCGAUCAACGCCGACCCAGUGCUUCCGGAGCUCCUACUAUUUCUGAUAUCGAGGAUGCACCAGCUGCUACUUCACCACUGGAAAAAGUCGCGUCUUACGAGGUCUCGCCAGUUCCCCCCUCGUUCCCGCCAGCCAUCCAUCCAAAUCCACUCCUUGGAAACACUUGGGGCAUUUUUGGUCCCGAGAACCCUCUUCGGAAAUGGCUUUGUGAAAUUCUUGUCCACCCCCUGACGGAGCCUACUAUUUUGGCCUUGAUUGUUGCCCAAACUGUGUUACUUGCAGUCAAUGCCGCUUCAGAUGCAACAUAUCUGGAAACCCGAAUCAAGUCAUGGGGUACAGCCUUCGAUUACUCCAUUUUCGCUCUCUUCGUGAUAUACACCUUAGAGCUUAUUGCGCGUACAAUCGUCUCCGGCUUUAUUUCUAAUCCACGGGAGCUAAGCACCCUCAAUCGGUCUCUUGGACUUCGAAAGGCCGUCCUUCAGAAGGCAGAAACUCUCUUUGCGCCCGCCCAAGAUCGCCAAAUGCCUGCUAGAAGCGCCACUGACGACUUGGAUGGUCCAAGUCAGCCUUCGAUUGUGAGGACAUUCACGGGCGUUCCAGCCCCGGGAGGUCCAGGCCAUAGUAAGCAGCAACAGAGGAUACGUCUUGCCCGACGCGCCUUUCUUAGGCACUCGUUCAAUCGACUCGAUUUUUUGGCCGUGGUAUCUUACUGGAUAUCGCUUGCCAUGCAAUUGAGUCGCUUUGAAAAUUCCAGCCAUGUAUACGUCUUCAACAUGUUGAGCUGCCUUCGUAUUUUGCGCCUGUUAGGGCUGACAGCCGGCACCUCAAUUAUUCUACGAAGUUUGAAGAAAGCUGCCCCGCUCCUUGUGCAUGUCGCAUUUCUGAUAGGCUUCUUCUGGCUCAUAUUUGGCAUCGUUGGAGUUCAGAGCUUCAAGUCAAGCUUGCGUCGUACCUGUGUCUGGGUUGGAGAUGAUGGGUCAGGACAAAAUUACACCCUCAACAUUGCGCCGGAGAACAUCCAGUUCUGUGGAGGUUACCUCGAUGCUGUAAGCGGCGCUCCGAUGCCAUGGCUAUUCAGUGACGGACGUAAUGGUUCCCAAGAAUCCAAAGGAUAUCUCUGCCCUCAAGGCUCGUUGUGUGUGGAGGGACCCGAAGGCCCUUACAAUGGGACCGUGGGUUUUGACAAUAUUCUUCAGUCGCUCGAGCUGGUCUUUGUCAUCAUCAGCUCAAACACUUUCUCUGACCUGCUGUAUUACCUGACCGAUUCAGACUAUCUUACGGCCGCAUUGUUCUUUGCAGCAGGCAUUGUGGUUUUGAGUUUGUGGUUGGUCAAUUUGCUAGUUGCAGUCAUCACUUCGUCCUUCCAAAUCAUUCGGGAAGAAAGCAAGCAGAGCGCCUUUACCGCUGAAAAGAUCGACGAGCCGAUCCCAGAGGACGAGAGUAUGACCAAGAAAAGCCGGCUGAAGGCGCUGCUCGACAAAACGCACAUCUUCUGGGUGCUUGUGAUCGCUUUCUCGCUACUUGUUCAAGCCACUCGAGAGGCCAAUAUGAGCGAGUCAUCGGAGAAGCUCAUCAUGAAUUUAGAAACCGUUGUGACUCUGCUUCUGCUGGUUGAGAUCAUUCUUCGCUUCCUGUGCGAUUGGAGAAACUUCUUCCGCGGCAAACGAAACUGUGUCGACCUUUUCCUUGCGAUUGUGACUUCCAUUAUCCAAAUACCAGCGAUACGGAAUUCUGGACAGGCAUAUGCCUGGCUCACCACUUUCCAAAUUGCCCGUAUCUAUCGAGUCGUCCUUGCUGUCAGAGUCACCAGAGAGCUCAUCAUGACCGUCUUUGGAAAUAUUGUUGGCUUGAUCAACUUGAUUCUCUUCGUAUUUCUAUUUACUUUCCUCGCCGCUAUUAUGGCCUCACAACAAUUUCGUGGCGAUUUCCCACCUGUGGAUGCCGCUGGAGAGACAAUACAAACAACAUUCUUCGAUAUUUGGAACUCCUUUAUAGGCAUGUAUAUUAUAUUUUCUAGCGAGAAUUGGACCUCAGUGAUGUACAACGCGACGCAAUUCAACCUCCGAUGGAAUACUGCGUGGCUUAGUGCAAUGUUCUUUAUCUUGUGGUUUGUCGUUGCCAACUUGAUUGUACUGAACAUGUUUAUUGCUGUCAUUCAAGAGAGUUUCGAUGUGUCGGAAGAUGAAAAGCGCCUACAGCAAGUCAAGGCCUUUUUGAAACAGAAGGAGGUUGCGGGUCCUGCCUCCGGUAACUUGUCUUUGGCAGCCGUUUUCAAGAUGGGGCGGGAUUCCAUUAGACAUCGCGAUCCACUCGAGUAUGGCUCCUCAACUGUUGAACAACUCUUAAAGGAUGCUGUUGUCAAGGAUUUUCUGGAUGAGCAAGAUGAAAGCAUCAGCCGCCGUCCAACAUCAAUGCAUCUCUCCCAGGUAGCCACCGUCAAACCAGGCUUCCUGUCCAAAAUUUGGACCAAAUUUACCGGCCUUAACUCCCACAAGGAGCCUAACCCCUUUUAUACCAACACAUCAUCUACCCGGGCGAAUGAAGAGUUUGAUCCACGAGCCGCUGCAAAACGUGUGGUCACCGGUACAGAGAAUCGACGGCGCGCACAGCGUCAAUAUCUUCAAUCACAUCCGAGAUAUAACGUUUCUUUGUUUAUUUUCAAGCCAAACAACCCGAUUCGAAGGAUGUGUCAAUAUGUUGUGGGGCCAGGCCGAGGGAGUGAACGUGUCGAAGGCGUGUCCCCAUAUCGACCAGCAUGGUAUGUUUUUUCGGCGUUUACCUACGCGGCCAUUGUGGCGAUGGUUAUACUCGCCUGCAUUACUACACCGCUUUACCAAAGAGACUAUUACUUGGAGAACCCAAUGAGUAUCAAGAACUGGUUCAUUUGGACAGAUUUGGGCUUCGCCGUCCUCUUUCUAAUUGAAGCGCUCAUCAAAACCAUUGCGGAUGGUCUGUUCUUCACCCCGCACGCAUACUUUCGAAGUAUCUGGGGUGUCAUCGAUGCCGUUGUGCUAAUUACUCUCUGGAUUAACGUUGCUACCGCUUUGUUCCGCGAUGAUGGUGUUUCGCGGGCUGUUGGUGCUUUCAAGGCGUUGAGAGCCUUACGCCUCCUCAACAUCAGUGACACGGCGAGGGAAACGUUCUACUCCGUCAUUGUGAUUGGCAUCUACAAAAUUCUUGCUGCAGCCUUCGUCUCGAUGAGUCUACUCAUCCCGUUUGCAAUUCUCGGUCUCAAUCUGUUCAAUGGUCAGAUGCAAGCUUGCAAUGACGGAGACUUUAGUGGUUUAUUAACUAACUGCGUUGGCGAAUUCAACUCCACCCCAUUCAAUUGGCCUGUACUUGCCCCAAGAACAGUAGCCAACCCCUGGUUUAGCUUCGACAGCUUUGGCGACUCAUUAUUUAUCCUUUUCCAGAUUGUAUCGCAAGAGGGCUGGACGGGUGUCUUGCAGUCAGGCAUGAGCAUCACAGGACGCGGCUUGCAACCAGUACCAUUCGCGUCUCAAGGAAACGCUGUUUACUUUAUCAUCUUCAACUUGCUCGGUGCUGUAUUCGUGCUGACCUUGUUCAUUUCCGUCUUCAUGCGCAAUUACACCGAGCAGACGGGUGUGGCUUUCCUGACGGCGGAGCAGCGGUCCUGGCUGGAACUGCGGAAGCUCCUCAAGCAGAUCUCACCCUCCAAGCGUUCCAUCCACCACAAAGGCUCCACUUUCAAAAAAUGGUGUUAUGAAGCUUCAAUCCAGAAACGAGGGGUAUGGCAACGUUUCAUCACUGGCAUCCUGCUGGCGCAUCUUGCCCUUCUUAUCGUCGAUUUCUACCCAGAACCGAAAUGGUGGCAAAAAUUGCGUGAGUACCUAUUCUUGGCCUUUACUCUUGUCCUCAUCGUCAACAUUGCCGUCAAAAUUAUCGGACUUUCGUGGGACCGUUUCAGAAGGAGAUCAUGGGACGUUUACUCGAUCAUUGCGGUGUCUGGAAUCUUUGUGACAUCGGUGAUGAGUUUGGCAAAUGCUAAUCUUCGGACAUUCGACGUGCUCCACAGGCUCUUUCUGGUAUCUGUUGUAUUUCUCCUGAUACCGCGCAACAACCAGCUGGACCAGCUUUUCAAGACAGCUGCGGCGUCUCUGCCUCUCAUUCUCAACCUAUUGGCAACGUGGUUUGUCCUGUUUUUGGUCUUUGCAAUCGCCUUCACACAAGCCUUUGCCCUAACCCGGUUUGGCGAGAAUGAGAACAACAAUGUGAAUUUCCGCACAGUCCCCAAAGCCCUGAUUCUUCUCUUUAGGAUCAGCAUUGGAGAAGGUUGGAACCAGAUCAUGGAAGAUUAUGCAAGCAUUGAACCGCCAUUCUGCGUGCGAGAAGCUAGUUUCUUCGACAGCGACUGUGGGAGCUCGAAAUGGGCACGAUCGCUUUUCAUCGCGUGGAACAUCAUCAGCAUGUAUAUUUUUGUGUCUCUGUUCGUUUCGAUGAUCUUUGAGAGCUUCUCAUACGUGUACCAGCAGAGCAGUGGGAUGUCUGUCGUCAGCCGGGAUGAGAUCCGACGCUUCAAACAAGCAUGGGCCGAGUUUGAUCCCAACGGGACAAGGUUUAUAUCCAAGGAGCAGUUCCCACGCCUUCUAGGGGAGCUCUCUGGGGUUUUCCAAAUGCGGAUCUACGAUGGUGAUUUUACAGUUGGUCGAAUCAAAGAGGAUUGCUCUGUGCAGCCUGACGAUCCUCCCAACCCCAACCGACGUGUAGUGGACGGGAUGGACCUGGAUAAAUUGGCAGAUCGUGUCAGCCAAAUUCCAGUGGCGGAGAUCCGACAGCGACGCGAGCGCAUGAAUGUAUUCUACCAGGAAGUGCUUUUGACAGCAGAGCCAGACCGCGGAAUACCGUUUACUGCGGUGCUCUUCCUGCUGACGCAUUACAACGUGAUUGUCGACUCACGGAGCUUGAGACUGGAAGAAUUUCUCCGGCGAAGAGCGAGACUGCAAAGAGUAAAUGAAACGAUUCGACGAAACACUGUGGUUGGCUUUUUCGACACGCUGCACUGGUCUCGCAAGUUCAGACAGGCGGUCGACCGACGUCGAAAUUCACGACUUGCAUCGCCUCCAGGUCUCCCAGUUCCCGAAAUCUUUAUCGAGGAUCCAGAUGAUCGGAUUGAUGCAAGCAGCAGCGGCACGGAGCCACGGGACUUCACUUCAUCAACACCGGUAUACGGGGCUAGGAAACCAUCACCCAACCUGCCCCCAAUUGAUACAUCAGUCCAAUAUCGAGAUUCUCUACGAAGUCCAGCAUCGAUCACAGGCUACGAUGAAUCACCGGGCAGCAGCCCAGUCAGGACCACCAGGCUAUCAUCGGUCGACACGUCCUAUCCUGGACCAGCGAGAUCAUCACCGACCACACCAACACUUGGACACAGUCGUCAUGGUAGCACGGUCAGUGGACACAAUGCUCUAGGAGUGGUAGAAAGUUUCGACUCGUCGGCAUGGGGCGAAAGUAUUCGACGAAGUUUCACGACCAGGAGGGGAGGGCAGCGAGGAAGCUCAUGA